Molecule: messenger RNA, 4782 nt
Organism: Salarias fasciatus (jewelled blenny)
Lineage: Eukaryota; Metazoa; Chordata; Actinopteri; Blenniiformes; Blenniidae
Gene: itga5
Product: integrin, alpha 5 (fibronectin receptor, alpha polypeptide)
Exons: 30
Coding region: 213-3392 (1059 amino acids)
Biological process (GO): integrin-mediated signaling pathway; angiogenesis; cell-matrix adhesion
Cellular component (GO): external side of plasma membrane; integrin complex
Molecular function (GO): integrin binding
Source: RefSeq, a predicted model, not a curated record
GGGGAGCCGCAGUGAGAGGAGCUCGGACGCACAGAGGAGCUGACAGAGCAUUAAUAAGAGACCGGCCCGGUUAGAGUUACAGGGAUGCAAUUUUAGUCCAAUUCUCCUCCUGGUUUCAGGCUGCGGACUAGAAAACGUGGACGCUUGGAAAAGUUUCUUUUCUUUUUCACUCAAAGCAAAUCUUAGUGGAAUUAUUUAUUCCGAAGAAAAAUAUGGGUUUGGAGCGGUUUGGCGUAAAGGCGCGGGGGACAGUAGCCUUUCUCGCCCGCUCGUUCCUUUGUACUGUCGGACUGUUGCUCACUUUUUCCCCGUCAGUCUGCGAGGCUUUCAACUUGGACGUGGAGAAUCCUUCUGUUUACAGCGGACCUGAAGGGAGCUACUUUGGAUACGCGGUGGAUUUUUAUUUGUCUGACUCAGCCGGCGCAAGUGUGGUGAUCGGAGCUCCCAAGGCCAACACAAGGCAGGUCAACGUCAUCGAGGGAGGGUCCGUUUUCUACUGUCCGUGGAGCCUCAGUCAAUCAGACUGUCACACCAUUGAGUUUGAUACAGCAGGAGAUCGCACGGUUCUGCUCAACGACACAGAGCACCAGGCUGACUUCAAGUCUCACCAGUGGUUCGGUGCCACUGUGCGUUCGCAUGGCGACACAAUUCUGGCCUGCGCUCCACUGUACUCCUGGCGGACUGAACAAGAUGUUCCUCGAUCUGAUGCCACGGGAACCUGCUACCUCUCAGUCCAAAAUUUCACCAGAUUUGUGGAGUACGCUCCGUGUCGUUCGGAAAUCAGUGAUCCGUUGGGACAAGGCUACUGUCAGGGAGGAUUCAGCGCAGACUUCACAAUGGAUGGCAAAGUGGUAUUGGGAGGGCCAGGCAGCUACUUCUGGCAAGGUCAGGUGAUCUCUGCCCAGAAGGAGGACAUUAUCAAGGCGUACUAUCCAGGAUAUUUCAUGCAGGCCGUGGAGGGCCAGAUCCAGACCAAGCAGCUUGAUGCUAAACAUGACGACAGCUACCGAGGUUAUUCUAUUGCUGUCGGGGAAUUCAGCGGUGAUCAGGAAGAAGAUUUUGUGGCCGGUGUUCCAAAAGGACUCAUGCUUUAUGGUUCGGUGUCCAUUCUGAAUGGUACGGACCUGACCACCAUGAUUAGGUACACUGGUGAGCAGAUGGGGUCAUAUUUCGGCUACGCAGUGGCAACAACAGACAUCAACAGUGACGGGAUGACUGACCUGCUGGUGGGAGCGCCGAUGCUCAUGGUCCGAAGCUCCGACGGUCGCCUGGAGGAGAUGGGACGUGUCUAUGUUUACCUCCAGCGUGGCCCCCUGGACCUGGAGCCCCGCCUGCCUCACCUGACCGGCACCCAGGUGUUUGGGAGAUUCGGCAGUACCAUCGCACCACUGGGAGAUCUCAACCUGGACGGCUUUAACGAUGUGGCUAUUAGCAGUCCGUUUGGAGGGGAGGAUCGCCAGGGGCUGGUUUACAUCUACAAUGGAUACUCGGAUGGACUCAGGGAAAAACCAUCUCAGGUGAUCACGGGUCAGUGGGCUGCUGGGAGGAUUCCUGCAAGCUUUGGAUUUGCCCUCAGAGGUGCUAAGGACCUGGACAUGAAUGGAUACCCAGAUCUCAUUGUUGGAGCCUUCGGCGUUAACAAGGCAGUUCUCUACAGGUCCCGUCCGAUAGUGAACACCACAGCCUCUCUGACAGUCUACCCCACCAUGAUUAACCCUGAAGAGAAAAACUGCGUGGUCACCAGUGGAAACGGCAGUAUUCCUGUUUCCUGUGUCAACCUGAGUUUCUGCAUAUCUGCCGAGGGGAAGCACCUACCAAGCAACCUAGAUUUCCAGGUGGAGGUGCGGCUUGACAGUCUAAAGCACAAGCAGAAAGGUGCCGUGAAGAGGGCUCUGUUCCUGGACUCCCAGCUGCCCUCGCUCCAGAGGAGUGUGAGGGUGCGCCAUGGCGAGCGAGUGUGCAACCAUACGAAGAUUUACCUCAAGGAUGAAAAGGACUUCAGGGAUAAACUCUCCCCUAUUUUUGUGGCUCUGAACUUCAGCUUGGAUCCAAAGGCCGCCGCUGACUCCCACAGCCUGCGGCCCAUCCUCAACUAUCAGACCGCCAGUGUCAUUGAGCAGAAGGCUCAGAUUCUGCUGGACUGCGGUGAGGACAACAUCUGUGUUCCUGACUUGAAGCUGUCCGUGCACGGUGACAGGAAGGAAGUCUACUUAGGUGAUGACAAUUCGCUGACCCUGACCUUCAACGCCAGGAACGAGGGCGAGGGUGGAGCGUAUGAGUCGGAGCUGUAUGUGGUGCUGCCGCCCGAAGCGGACUACAGCGGCAUUGCCCGCAAUAAUGAGAGUCUCACCCAGCUCACCUGCACCUACGUCAAUGAAAACCAGACCCGAUACCUCAGCUGUGACCUGGGCAAUCCUAUGAAGGCUGGUACCAAUCUUUGGGCAGGUCUACGAUUCAAAGUACCACGACUGAAGGACACGCACAAAACUGUUCAGUUCGAGCUGCAGAUUCGCAGUAAAAACGAGAAUAAUUCCCACAGUGAGGCUGUGUCCUAUAAGCUGGAGGUCGUAGUUCAGGCCGACGUCAUUCUGCAGGGUGUGUCUCGACCAGAUAAGGUCUUUUUCCCGGCGGCCAACUGGAAGGCGACCAGAAGCUACGCCGUGGAGCAGGAUGUCGGUCCUGCAGUGGAGCACAUCUAUGAGCUGUUGAACAACGGCCCGAGUCGGCUUGGCGAUACUGUCCUGGAGCUGCGCUGCCCUCUCAGUCUGCAGGGUCACGCUCUUCUUUACCCCCUGGAGUUCUCCACCAAAGGCCCCAUCAACUGCACGGCGGACAGAAACAUGAACCACCGAAACCUCAAACUCCAGCACACGUCCACAGAAUCCCCCGUCCUGGCUCUGAAGGCCCAUGAGCACCGAGUGGAGAGGAGGGACGUCCACAAGAAUCAGCUCGCCCAUCUGACAAACCUGUCCUGUUCCAACGUGGAGUGCUGGACGCUUCAGUGCAACGUGGGCCUGUUGGAAAAGGGGACGACCGCCAUCCUCAACGUGCGCUCUCGCAUCUGGGCCGAGACCUUCACUGAGAGACCUUACAAGCAGUAUGUCCUGGAGUGUUUGGCCAGAUACAGCGUCAAGAGCAUGCCGUAUGAAAUCUUACCCAGAACUUUACCAAGUGGCCACAAAAAGGUGGUGACCCCGGUGGUGUGGAACAAGCCGGAUAUUGAGAACUCGGUUCCGCUGUGGAUCAUCAUCUUGGCUAUUCUGGCUGGUUUACUGCUUCUGGCUCUCCUCAUCUACGUCCUAUACAGGUUUGGCUUCUUCAAGCGAUCACUGCCGUAUGGCACAGCCAUGGAGAAAGCACAGCUCAAACCACAGGCCGCGUCUGAGGCCUGAACGACCUCCAGGGCUCCCAGAACCACAGAACCUGGCCAUAUGAUUGCAAUGGAGACACAGAAAGAAGCGUGUGGAGAGAAUCAGACGGCAGUGGCAGGAGACACUACUGGAACUCUACUGUGCUGCACUAGAGGAAGAACAAGAAAAUCCAAAGAUCUCCAAGCUGAAUGAAUGUUUUAUUGUUAUUUUUUAAAAUUUUUUAAUUUAUGUCGUGCUCGUUGGUAGGUUGGGAUUAUUAAAUAAAACUUUUUCUUUUGUUUAUUUUCUGUGCCUCAAGGCACAAAAGUGACUGCAAAACAGGCGCCGGGGUUCACACAGCCUGUGAAAGCAGCCGGAUAAUACGUGAGAUGGAGAGUUGUUUUUUUUUUUUUUUUAAUACCCCUUUAACUGCUUUAUUUUGGUGCUAAUUAACAGGCGUGUGUGCCGCCUCUGACAGCAGUGUCCACAUGUUGCUUGUGGUGUGGAGGAGCUGUGAAUCACGCUGCCUGCUGAGGCCUGUACACACGGUUCACAACACAGUUUUCAGGUGCAAAUCUCAACCCGGCGUUUGUAAGAAAUCUGAUUCGCAGUAAAUUGAAGAUUUUAAUUUUUUUUUUUUUAAUAAUUUAAUCCCUGAACUAUUUUCUGGGCGUGCUAGUACAGAUACUCCCAGAAUAGGGGGGAAAAAAGCAAACAAAAAAGCAGGUAUUGAAGAUGCAAAUAUAGAUGUUUCUAAACUGGUAAUAUGGAAAAACGAUCUCUCUCUGCCUCAGGUUGGUGGACAGUGCUGGGUUAAGGUGUUUUUGCACUCAAAGGAAUCUACUGAUAUUAUUCCAGAGACACCAAAGACCGACCGACCGACCGACCGACCGACUGACUGACCUUCUUCCUUUGAGAUCUGAUUUUGACUCCUACUGAUCACUUUUGUUUGAGCGACCUGUGUGUGUGUGUGUGUGUGUGUGCGUGCGUGUGUGUGUUCAGAGUUGCCAAUGCUGACGGCGUCAUUGUUGUGUAGUUGACUGGGAUUCGACUGGAACCACCGCGACCCUCUGAAACCUCAUGUAAGGCUCAAGGCAGUGUGGCGCCUCUCUCAGAACGUGGCAGGUAAACGAUGGAGCCACGGUCGACUGUCUUUCACUGAAAAGAUGCGACAAUCAGCAGCGUUUGUAGCCUUGACCGAAAGCCGAAGGUCACGUUUUCAGCUUUCAGUGUGAGAUACUGUAACUUUUGACGGUAUUUUCAGUGAGAGGAGAAACGGUUGAAGUCGUCCCACAACCAAAAAAAACGGCUACAUGGACUGAAUGUCAAAAUGCUUUGUGUUGGUUUCUUUUUUCUGUUGUACAUAGGUUUAAAUGUGCCUUACAUGUAAAUAUGUGUGUGGUGAGACUGUUGGAUGUGUGACUUCAUGCAU